Messenger RNA from Cladocopium goreaui, 951 nucleotides. The record is from the annotation of a GenBank genome assembly. NCBI's taxonomy places the organism in Eukaryota, Dinophyceae, Suessiales, Symbiodiniaceae.
AUGGACCGCAUUAGCCCGGAACCGCCGCUGGCUCAAGGCAGCAACGAUUGCCCUGGUCUUGUUCUGCAAGGUCAUGACAUCCGCAGGAUGUGUCGAGACUUCCCGGAGCCCCGGAUACCUGAGGUGCCUAGCCAUCCCGACAGCAGUCCUGAGAUGGUGGCUGCUGCCAGGUUGAACCAGUUCCUACAGGUGAGUGGAUGUACUGCCUUGGUGUCUGUUCCCUCAGCCGAUCCUGUACCAUCCUCGCCCUUUGAGGACGACUGGAGCAGCGGUAGCGAUGGCGACGACAGCGACGCCUUCGACCUUCGUCAGUACCGCUACGCGCGCAGCAACCCGGCCGCGGCCACGGCGUCCAGCGUGGCGGCGCCGGUGGCCAUGCUGGCCAGGAGGUGGCGGAAAGCCGCAGCCCGGGCCACAAACGUGGAAGAUGGUCUGGAAGAUGCUGUUGUUGCCUGGUCCGCUGUGGCCACUGGAGCUCCGCAUGUGACAUCACAAGGCGACCGGCUGUUGGCGGACUUGAGCGAUGAUGACUCCGAAAACCUCGAGAAGGACGAGCGCAGGGAUCUGGAGCUGCUGCAGAGGAUCGCCGAUGCCCUGGUGGAGUUUUACGGUCUCGGCGAGGCGAAACGUGCGAUCCGUCUCAAGAGCAACGUGGUGAACGUUGUGAUGGUCACCGAAGAGGCUUGGAGGCUCAAGGAGCGGGAGAGUCAGCUGGAUGAGCCGCCCAUGUUCUGGUUACGUGGCAAUCGCGUCUACGAUUUCCACGGGGACCGUGGCACUGUGGCGGACUUCGAGGCGGAUCUGCUGACGCGGGAGGUGGAAGAUGAUGCAACGUGCCGCUCAAGGCGACAGAAACAAGGGUUGCUGCCUUUCCCCUUCCUACCGCUCCCACAGAAAGAGAAAGUCGAAGAUGAUGAUGGGAACGAUGCAAACCGAGCUCCCAAACGCUGA